Molecule: messenger RNA, 6786 nt
Organism: Schistosoma spindalis
Lineage: Eukaryota; Metazoa; Platyhelminthes; Trematoda; Strigeidida; Schistosomatidae
Source: the annotation of a GenBank genome assembly
AUUACUAUUAUUAUCAUUACUUUUUAUGUUCAUAUUAGUGUUUUAUGCAAAUACCUAAAACCAUUAUCUAGUUCACCCCACUUCCACAUUUAUUUAUGAAAUCAUUUUUAUAAUAAAUACUGAGACAUCAUAAAAACCUGUAUUUUUAAAAAUAAUAUGUGUUAGUAGCUAUUUACUAGUUCUACUACUCUUAAUUCUAUAACUACAACAAAUAUUGACAUACUGUUCAAACUCUACACAUCUUGCAUGGAAUAAGCUUGACUAAAAAACAAUUAUUUAAUUAUUAUUAUUGUCGUUGUCGUUCUACAUGUCUAACAAUUAUUAGCAAUUUAGUCACUGUGCAUAAGUCAAAUUGUAACAAGUGUAUUUCGAAUGUCAUUGAAUCAUUUUAUGAAACUGACAAACAUUCAUUUCAAUACAAAAAUUAUUAUUUCUACUAUUACGGCUGCUAUUAAUAUCACUAUUUUUAUUUGUUCAAUCCAUAUUUAACACUAACAGAAGCAUUUCAGUGUUCAAUGUAUCAAACAGUAUAAUUGUAUUCGAAUCUCCGGUGAUUAUAUUCAACACAGACCAAAUGUUUUAACGUAUUUAGGCUACUAUUGAGUUACAAUUUUUUUCCUGUACCAAUUUUUAAUACUGAAAGCAGAAUCGAACGAUUAAAAUCUUUAAAAAAAUCACUAAACUGAAACUAAACUCAUGAUGGAUGUAAGUGGUACUGAUCCACGAACAAGAACUGGAUUAUUUCUAUGGCCAUGGGCAAGUUAUCCUGCUGUUGCAGCAAAUGCUGCUGUCGGUGCACAUGCACAACCAAUUAUGAUGGGUGCAAAUGCUGGAGCAAUGAAUGCUAUGCCUGGUUCUAAUAUGUUGAAUGUAUCAUAUACAGGUUCUGGAUCUGCUACUAUACCUGGAAUGAUUGAAGAUCCAUUUGAAAGUUUUUGUCAACGAUUCUCUUAUACUGGUGCACAUGCAGCGCAUAUGUCACAUAUACUUCCACAUCAACAUGUUGGAUUAAGUGAAACACGUCAUUUAUCACAAGAUCAUGAAACAAGUGAUAAUAAUGAUGGUAAUCGUCAUCCAAAUCAUUCACCAUCUAUAAAUCAUACACGUGCACAUAUUACUUCACAUCGUCUGCUUUCUGUCCAACCUCGUGGUAAUAUUAAUCAUUUACAUCAGGACACUAACAACACGAGCGGAUUAAAUGACCAAUUAAACGAUCCCAGUAAUAAUACUAAUAGUAAUCCAACAGCCGGUUCGAACAGUCAUGCUGCAGCGAUCGCUGCUUUUGCAUCGGCUGCAGCUAAUUCCGCUAUAAUGGGUGCAAAUGAUCCAACCUUAGGCAAUUCAAAUGGUUUAUCUUUAUCGCAUGGUAUACAAGUCCCGCGUCAUGUACAGUCUAGUUUACGAAAUUCCAAUACAAAUGAAAUGGUUUUAGAUAACUUAUGCAAUGGUUUUGCAAAACCUAGUCAUUUUUCAACCCAACUACAAUCAAGUGUAACAAAUGCUUUAAAUAGGCAGCAAUCAGCGAUCACCUCGGUAAAUUGUAAUAAAUUACAAACGGAUACAAUAACUCCGUAUAAUUUACACUGUCAUCAUUUGAAAAAUCUAGGUAAUCCAGCAGCUGUUGCUUUAGCCGCUGCCGCUGUAGUUGGUGGAAGUGGUGGUGGCGGCGGUGGUGUUGUCGGCGGCUGUGUUGGUACAAUUGAUCAUUCACAAUUUCAAACAACAUUGAACAACGAAAUUCGCGAUAAUUCAACACCUACAAGUAAUAAGCAUUUGGAUGAACAAAAUUCAACUAGUAAUAGUAAUAAUAAUAGUAGUAAUAACACAAGAAGAUCCAAUUCAAACAACGAUAGUUAUUCAAUUUCUCAUGGACAACAACAACAAUUUAUAUUUUCACCGAAAAGUCCUCUCUCUGAUUCAUUGGAAAAUCCAAAUAAAAGUGAAUCAAAUACAGGUAUUGAUCAUACAACACAUAAAACAACUCGUGGUAAUACAAAUUUAUUGAAUAAAAACAAUAGUCGAUUAUUGUCUGGGCCACAACAAGAUCGGAUUAAUAAUUUAAUUUUUAGAAAUUCUACUUUAAGAGCUACAGAAUGUUCACCGGAAUCCACAAAUACGAUAGCACCAGAUCGACAUUCAUCAGAUAUGGUCAUGGAUGAUGUAUUAGCAGGUCAAAGAGAAGAUAAUAAUACAACUAACAAUAAUGUCACAAGUAAUAAUAACAAUAAUAAUAAUGGUAAUGUACGAGUAGAAUCAAGAUUUCUCGGGAUAAAUCAAGAGGAAAAUCUAUCAAUUAAUGGUAUAUGUAAUGGUGAAGGUUCUUUAUCAUCCAUACUGUCUGUUCCAAAUGGUCAUACUCCAUAUCAUCCACCAGCUAAGGGUUACAAAUGUAAAAUUUGUCAACAUGUAUGUUUUUCACGUCAUGAUUUAUCAGCUCAUAAUGCCGCCACUCAUAAACAAGAUCCUCGACCAUAUAGAUGUGAACAAUGUGGUAGACAAUUUUCAACAUGUGCCUAUCUAUCACAACAUAGACGUAUUCAUACCGGUGUUAAACCGUACGCAUGUCGUUAUUGUGAUCGUCGUUUCACUCAAUUAAGUCAUGUACAACAACAUGAAAGAAUACAUACAGGUGAAAAACCAUAUCGUUGUACAACAUGUAUGAAAAGUUUUACACAAAUGUCUAAUUUACAAUCACAUCAACGUCAACAUAUGAAAGGUAAACCAUAUCGAUGCGAACAAUGCUUCAUGUCAUUCGAUACAAAAGAAGAAUUGGAUGUACACGUACAAGCAAAGCAUUCGGGUAACCGAUAUGCGAAGGUAUUAGUCUGUCCAAUAUGCACGAAAAAUUAUAAUUCUGAAACAUAUUUAGCAAAACAUGUGGAUCGUCAUAAAGAGGCUGCUGCUACGGCUGGUAUUGACGGAAAUGGUUCAAACACCAAUAAUAGUAACAAUAAUAAUAACACUAAUCGUAAUAAUAACAACAAUAAUAAUAAUGUACGAAACCAAACAUGUGUGGAUAAUCUAUUCGCUGCUGGUUUCCAUAACCAUUCAGUUGCAAUGGCUGCCGCUGCUGCGUCAGCACUUAGUCGAGGAAAUAUGAUUGAGUCAGGUUCAAGUUCACAUAUUGCCGGUAGCCGACAUUCACAUGGGAGUGGGGGAGCCGGCGGUGGCGGCGGUAUUCAUUCACAUAAUCCACACCCUUCUGCUGCUGCUGCCGCCGCUUCAGCGGCUGCGGCGGCCGCUGUCGCUGCAGCUCAUGCACAUCAAGAUUUACAUUUACGUGCUGUAGCGGCUGCAGCUGUAGCGAGUGGCAAUGGAGUAGUUGGAGUUGGUGUUGGCAAUCGCAGUGGUGUUAAUGGUGUUAGCCUUGGUAAUGGUGAUAUUGAGAAUCCAUGCGCUUUUUUUAAUCCAAAUGUAAUAUGUUCCAGUGAGACACGAGUGACUAGUUCUAAUGAGUGUGAUUUAUUACAUAAUAAAUUAAAUUAUAGCUCAAUGUCCAGUGCCGGAUUAUUUCAUCAUUUACCGGUAGGAGGUGUCCAUGAUUCAAAUGUUGAACAUUUGACCGCCGCAGCUGUAAUUGAACAACAACAACAACAGUGUCUUGCAUCACAUCGUCAUCAGCAAGGAACACAUUUUACUACAGAUGAUAAUCAACAUAUAAAUUCGUUUAAUCAUUCAAAUAUCAUGAGUAAUAUAUCAUCAAAUCAUCAUUCACAAUCUCAACAACAAUAUAAUCAUCAUCAUAAUCAUCCUCAACAACAGCCACAACACCAACAGCAUAUUCACACGAAUCAUCGUAAUCUUCAUUCAUCGUCAUCAUCAUCAUCAUCUUCUUCUUCGUCAUCGUCAUCUAAACGACAGUCUAAUAUGAAAUCAUCUUUAUCACCACAAUCAAAUCAUCGUUAUACUGAGUCACCAGUAACAAAUGAUUCACAAACUCAACAACAUUUACUUAAUUUAACACAACAUCAUUUGACAACUACAAAACAUCUUUGUUCUUCAUCGAUUGAACCGUCGACAGUUGUGGCAUCAUCGAUGGAUUGCUAUAUUUCAACUAGGACUACUUCAACAACACCACCGAAAAAAAUGACAGCAGUGAUCAAUAGUACUAAUACUACUACUACUACUACUUCUACCACUAGUACUACUACUGCUAAUACUACUCAACAACAUUCACAUAUUCAUGCAACAAUGAAUAGUAGUAAUAGCAGUAGUAUCAGUAACAAUGGUAAUAGUAGUGAUGAUACCAUUCAUAUCAAACAUUCACAUAAUGAAUCAAUGUCGUCACAGCUUCUACCACCUCCGGCUCAUCAACAUUGUUUACAACCGACUCAAACUCAUUUGACUGGAUCUCAUACGUUUGUGGGAGGGAUUGAUAAUAAUGGUAGUAACGAUAGUAAUAAUAAUGAAAAAUUAUCGGAAACAUCGAAUUCUACGAUUAAUAGUCACUCACAUUACCAUCAUCCUCAACAACUACGUAUUGGAUUAUCACAAACUCAUUCCAAUCAAACAUUACUACAUAAUCAUGUAAAUAAUAACUAUUCAUCAGCACCAACAUCACCAGGUGUAUUCAAUUCAGCAGGUGGUGGCUUGUCAACAUCAUCAUCGGAUAAUAUAUCAACAUUCGAAGAAUUUAGUCAAAGUUUAGUGAAACUUGAUCAUAGAGAUUCUAUCAGUAAGUGGUUUAAUAAUGAUAGAAUUAAAGAUAUUAAUAAUAAUGUAGUAACUAGGAAUAAAAAUAACAAUAGCAACGAUAUCAAUUAUUGUGAUGACAAUCAUGAUGAUAAUGAUGGUGCAAUGGAGCACAUGAAUGAAGAUAACCAUGAAUCACUCAUUAAUGUAAUCAACAAUGAUAAUGUUGACACUUCAACAAAUAAUAAUAGUAACAAUAGUAGUAUUAAGAAUGAUAUUAAUACAUCUAAUCUUAUGUAUGACUUUUUGUUUCAUGGAAAUUCAAAUAUUGAUGAUAAUGAACCAAGUGAAACAAUCAAUAAAUCAAAUCACCAUAUAGAAAUUAUUGAUGCCCAUGAGGUUGAACACGAAAAACAGUCCAACACUGCUACCGAUUGUGUUUUGAAUUAUGAAAAUCAUUUGGGUAAAGCUGAAAAAGUUCUAUUCAACGUUGAAGAAUCUUCACUCAAUGGAGAUCAAGUCUGUCAACCUAUAUCAUCAUCAGUAUCAGGAACAAAAUCAAUAACAACGGGAUCACGAUCAUCACCAAUUUCAUCGCAAAUUUUAGCACAACGACUAAUAACAUCUGUGGAGACCAAAUCAUGUAAUGGCAACCUUCAUAAUGGGAUACCGUUAUCAAGGUCGUCAUCAUCAUCAUCAUUAUCAUCACCAGGAAUUGAGCCUAUUAUAACUGAUGAUGUGACUUCAAUUACAUUAAAACAUGGACAGUAUACUUGUCAAUUAACCAGUAACAAUAGUGAACGUAAUACAAUUGAUAAUGAGUCUAUGUUAAAUCUUCAACAUGAAUCAUCUAACUUACAUGAUGUCAAUGAAACCGAUGAUCAAAGUACUAUGUCUAAUAAAUUAAAAUCAAUCGAUAUAGAACAAUUAUUCCCCAGUAAUAAUGAUAAUAAUAACGACGAUAUAACUAAUUUAGAUAACGUUAACAUUAAUGACAAAAUUAUCUGUGAGAAUUUACAACUGAAUAAUAACACUGAUACAACUCUAAUGAAUCAUCGCUCAUUGAAACGUAGUUUAUCCUCAAACGACAAUUAUCAACAUCAUCGUUUGAAAAAUCGUCAUCAUCAAACAGAAAAUCAUGAUAUGGAGAAUGGUGAUGAAUUUUUAACUAUAUCAUCAUCAUCAUUACAUCAUAAACAUAAUAUUAUUAAUAGUAGUAAUGAGAAGAAUACAAUGAACAUGUUAUCAUUAACAUCAUCAGCGAAUGUAUGUGAUGUAGAUAAUGUUGAUCAUGAUGGUGAUGACGAUGACGAUGAUGAUGGUGAUGGUGAAGAUGCAGAUAAUGAAAUUGAUGAUAAAAAUGCUGUUUUUGAUGAUAAUGAUAAUGUUGACAUUAACCAAAAAACUUCUGUUGUAAAUAAAACCAAUGAAAAUAAUAACAAUGGUAAUGUCGGUUGUAAUGUUGAUGAUCAUCUACAAGCAAUGUAUCAUUUAAAAUCAGAGUUCAAUGAUCAAACUCCAUUUUAUUUAGGUGACAAAAGUCAACCAGAAGAAACUAUAGAUCAGAAUUCUUCUUUAUCGUCAACAGCUAUAGAAAAACAACAUUUAGAAACACUGAAUUCUAGUAAACGAAGACGUCGACAUCAGUACACACCACAACAUUUGCCUGUGUUUGAAUUGAACACAAAAGAUACGAUAGAAAAAUGUAAAAAUAAUAAUACUAACAGUAAUACUACUACCACUGCUACCAAUACUAUUAGUAAUAAUAUUAGUAGUAAAAAUACACAUGCUACAGUAAUUACAGGCUGUUUUACAAAUCGUCGUAAUAAAAAUGGUCAUAGUAUUUUAGAAAAUGGUGAUAGCAAAUGUUUGAAGAAAGAAAAACUAAAUGAUAAACCCAAUUCAAUAGAUAAAGAUAAUUUUAAUAAAGAUGAUGGUAAUCUUAGUAAUAAUGAUACUAAUAAUAAGUCAACUAAUAAUCGGGAAUGUUAUUUUCCUUCUUUUUAAAUAACAUUUGUUUAUUUUUAUUGACGUAAAAAAAGAGACUGUACAGUUUGAUUGAUAUAUGAGAGUUUCGGUUCUUGGGCAUGUUUACUAAUUGUUAUCUCAAUUGAAAUUUUAAACAUUCUAAUAUAUAUAUAUAUAUAUAUAUAU